GCCGAGCGUGCGAGUCUCGACUCUAACCUUCCUUCACCAUGGCGAAUUCCCUAAUGCAGGUUAGUGUUCGAACAAACCCUAUUCUCAGUUCGAGUUCGGUUUAUGAACAUAUCUUCGAGUCAUGAAAUCUCUUCAUUUCGAAAUACGCAUAAUGGCUAUUUACCGCAGUGUUCUUUGCCCCAUAAGGCUGAAACGAGCAACCACUCGACUGAGCAAUCUCUGUUUUCUUACGCAAAACUCUAUUGUUCCCUCUAACCGAAUCUUUAACACAGUUAACGUAGGUUUCUCCCGAUCAAUACAUAGGGGUUGCUCCGGAAAUUUUAGUUUUUUAGCUCAGAAGGAGAACUUUGAUUUGAUCUUCCCUAAGUUUCCCACAGGAUACUCUAGUUUCUGCAGAACUUUUUCUUCUGGAGAGAGCUGUAAUGAUUCGACUGAAUGGACGGAAGAUAUAGAGUAUUUAGAUGAAAAGGGCAGUGUGAUUUUCUCCGGAAAGGGAAUUCGAUCGGUUGAGCCAGGGCUAGAUGACCAUGUUAUGGUGGGCGAACUAAAGAAGCCAUUUUUGAAUGCUUCCGCAGUUUCGAAGAUCGUGGAAGUUGUUAAGAGGUGGAGAUGGGGUCCUGAAAUGGAAACCCAGCUUGAUAAACUCCAUUUUGUUCCUAAUAUGUCUCAUGUAAACCAAGCGUUGAAGGAGAUUGGAGAAAGUGAUGCAUCUUUGAGCUUAUUCCAAUGGGCGAGGAGGCAAUCUUGGUAUUUCCCGAGUGAUGAAUGCUACACUCAUUUGUUUGAUCGAUUGAAUCAGAGCAGAGAAUUUGAAGCAAUUCAGUCACUAUUCGAUGAUAUGGUUAGAGAAUGUGCAAAUAAUGGGAUUUCAUCUUUCACGGCAUAUAAUCGGGUGAUUCAGCAUUUAGCCAGAGCUGAGAAAUUAGAGCUUUCCUUCUGUUUUUUCAAGAAAAUUAAAGAUUCAGGAUCUAGAAUUGAUACUCACACCUAUAAUUCGCUCAUGACAUUGUUUCUGAACAAGGGUCUGCCUUACAAGGCAUUUGAGAUAUACGAGACCAUGGAAGAAUCUGGGUGUUCAUUGGAUGGGUCUACCUAUGAAUUGAUGAUACCAAGCCUAGCAAAAUCUGGGCGUCUGGAUGCUGCCUUCAAGCUUUUCCAAGAAAUGAAAGAGAAGGGUUUUAGGCCAAACUUUUCUAUCUUUGCAUCUCUAGUUGAUUCAAUGGGGAAAGCUGGAAGGUUGGAUACAUCAAUGAAAGUCUACAUGGAAAUGCAGGGUUUUGGGUUCAGGCCAUCUGUGACGAUGUACGUCUCUUUGAUUGAGUCAUUUGUUAAGGCUGGGAAGCUAGAGACAGCUCUGAGGCUUUGGGAUGAGAUGAAGAAAGCAGGGUUCAGGCCAAAUUAUGGGUUAUACACAAUGAUUGUGGAGUCCCAUGCGAAAUCAGGGAAACUUGACAUUGCAAUGUCAGUUUUCUCAGAUAUGGAAAAAGCUGGGUUUCUACCUACCCCUUCUACCUAUUCUUGCCUCUUGGAAAUGCAUGCUGCUUCUGGACAAGUAGAUUCUGCCAUGAAAUUGUAUAAUUCAAUGACCAAUGCUGGCCUGAGACCCGGUCUAAGCACAUAUGCUGCCCUAUUGACAGUCCUAGCAAAUAAGAAACUUGUUGAUGUGGCUGCAAAGGUUUUACUUGAGAUGAAAACCAUGGGUUACUCUGUUGAUGUGAGUGCUUGUGAUGUUUUGAUGAUCUAUAUUAAAGAUGGGUCUGUAGAUCUUGCUUUGAGGUGGCUACGUUUCAUAGGUGCAUCUGGAAUUCGAACCAACAACUUCAUCAUCAGGCAGCUCUUUGAGUCAUGCAUGAAGAAUGGAUUGUAUGAGUCAGCCAAGCCUCUCCUUGAGACUUAUGUCAAUUCAGCUGCAAAGGUUGAUCUCAUAUUAUAUACAUCAAUCUUGGCCCAUCUUGUGCGGUGCCAGGAUGAGCAGAAUGAGAGACACAUAAUGUCUAUCUUGAGUGCUACAAAACAUAAGGCACAUGCUUUCAUGUGUGGAUUGUUUACUGGUCCAGAGCAGAGGAAACAGCCAGUUUUGUCAUUUGUCAGAGAAUUUUUCCAGAGCAUUGAUUAUGAGUUGGAAGAGGGUGCUGCUAGGUACUAUGUUAAUGUGCUUCUUAACUAUCUUGUGCUCAUGGGACAAAUCAACCGAGCUCGUUGUGUAUGGAAGGUUGCCUAUGAGAAUAAGCUUUUCCCCAAGGCAAUAGUUUUUGAUCAGCAUAUUGCCUGGUCCUUGGAUGUUAGAAACUUGUCUGUAGGUGCUGCUUUGAUAGCUGUUGUUCACACCCUCCAUAGAUUUAGGAAGCGCAUGUUGUAUUAUGGUGUUGUUCCAAGACGGAUCAAAUUAGUUACAGGACCCACCCUGAAAAUUGUGAUAGCACAGAUGCUAAGUUCAGUAGAAUCUCCAUUUGAAGUCAGUAAGGUUGUAUUGAGGAGCCCAGGAGAUUCUGUAUUGGAAUGGUUUAAGAAACCAAUUGUUCAGCAGUUUCUUCUUAAUGAGAUUCCAUCUAGGGCUGACAUCCUCAUGCACAAGCUUAACACACUCUUUCCUAGUUCUGCACCUGAAGUUAGAUCUCUUUCCCCUCCUAAGCCACUGGUUAUGGGGAAGGCAGUGUAGGAGUUAGCACAGUCAAAAUUCAAUAUAAGUUGUAGGCUCUGUACCGUAGAAAUUUAAAUGAAACCAUAUAUUCUAUUUCAUAAUUCUCCUGUUCUUCAGUCUUUCUUUUUGUAUCUCUUGCUGGACAUGUAACUAGAAUGACACAUGGAGAUGAUUGCAUGAUUAGGAUCUUAUCUUACUUAUAUCUGUCAGUGAGGAUCUGUAUGACCCUUUGUUAUGCUGUAAAACGUUACCAUUUGAAAUUUAUGCAGAUAAUAUGUCAUCUUUGAAGAGUUGAAA
This is a messenger RNA of Nelumbo nucifera (sacred lotus), 2938 nucleotides long. Its product is annotated as Pentatricopeptide repeat (PPR) superfamily protein. Gene Ontology annotation, molecular function: protein binding. The record is from RefSeq and is a predicted model, not a curated record. Lineage: Eukaryota; Viridiplantae; Streptophyta; Magnoliopsida; Proteales; Nelumbonaceae.